Bursaphelenchus okinawaensis is the source of this 3504-nucleotide messenger RNA. NCBI's taxonomy places the organism in Eukaryota, Metazoa, Nematoda, Chromadorea, Rhabditida, Aphelenchoididae. The record is from the annotation of a GenBank genome assembly.
AUGUUCGACAAGCCAAAAUAUCUUGGACUACGCACAAGAGACGGCAAAUUUGUCAUUGUCGAUUGUGAAACUGAUGAAAGACACGAAAUUUGUGAAUGGAGAGAACGAAUGGCAGUGUAUAUCAUUAAUGAAAAUGAUUCUGUAGUAAUUAGAGGUAUGGAAAGUUAUGAAAAUUAUUUAAAAUUUUUCAAAGCUGAACAAUUAUGAAAAUUUAGGUAAUGAUGAUGGAUAUGGAUGCCGAAUAUAUAGUGUAAAGAACAGACGAUUUGAAUUUUAUGAGCCCGAUGACGACCAUUGGUGUUUAUUUAAUUAUAAUACUCUUUUCAAUGAAAUUACGAAUUCGGUAAGAUAUUUUAAAAAAUUUUGUACUUUUUAUGUUUUUAAUUGCAUUUUUUAUAAAUGCGUAAUGAUAGUUUUUAAAUGAUUUAUUUAUUUACUUCCACAUUACCUCUGAAUAAUCCUAUUGCUAACCGACUGUCCGAUCGGACCUGCUGGUCCUAUUCCCCACCGCUCCAUAAAGUCCCAAAUAGAUAUGAGAAACGGGCCGGGCCCAGGGCCGGCCCGGUCCAAAAAAUUUUUUUUACGCGGAAGCGGGCAGGGCCCAACUCAUUUUUCAGGCCCGGCCCGAUCAAAAUUUUGCUCAAGGCCGGCCCGAUGGCAGACCCGGGCCGUUUCUCAUGUUUAGUCUCAAAUCCCGCUCUUUUUUUCGAGAGGGAGAGCCGUCGGUGGUUUAGCUGCCUGACAAGGGGAUAAUUUCGUCAGCACCAUUCCAAAUAAGGGGGGGGUAGAAAAAGUUGCAGACCGAUCCGACCGGUAGAAAAAAAAGCGCGGGAAAACAAAAUUCAAAUUCCGGACUAUCGCAUUAGGUCCGGUCCGGGAAGAACUCUGGAUGUAAGAAGCAAUUAUCAACAAAAAAAAUUUUGUUUUGAUUAUUCAAACGAAUUAACAUUUAAAUAAAAAAGAAUACCACUCAUUUACUCCGAAAAAGAAUCGAACCGACAUCGAAAGGGGGAUCGCAAUGUCACAGGUGCAAAACUUUGCGACAUACUGUCGCGUCGCGAUUAGAAUGGCGACGCGACAGCGUGUCGCGGCUGUUGCGACGCUCAAGCCACCACUGUGUUCAGUGGAAAGCUUGCGACAAGCUUCUUUUGACUGUCGCAAGUCCACUGACUCCUGCGACAACCGAGGGUGUCGCGGGGGAAUCUGCACGGUGCAGCGGAACAAAAAGGCCGUGAUUUUCCAGUUGUAAAAUUCUUUAGUGGAAUGACUGAUAUAACUUUUGAUGUAUAUACUUUUCAUUCUUACUUCAGACGAAAACCUUGAAUUCUUGUCCACGAAAAAAUCUCUCAUAAUUUUUUGCGUUCUCUAGUUUUUCUCUAACAUGUAAGGUCGACGGCAAUCAGACAAAAAGAAGGACCACACAAAAUUAUGAGAGCUUUUUUCGUGGACAAGAAUUCAAUGUUUUUGUCAAAAGUAAGAAUAAAAAGUAUAUACACCAAGGGUUAUAUCUUCAAAAUCUAAUGUUUCAUUUUUUAGUUUUUGGUUUAUAACAAACGAAUGAACCUUUGGCAGAUAAAAAAAGCAGAUCCAAAUCUUCAAUUAACUGAGCAAUGGUUUUCAUACAUUUUGGCAUACGCUGUGGCAUUACCAAAAUACCAGGUUAUAGAGACCUAUCAUAGACGUUUUUUCUUGAGCUUUGAAAGAGGUAAGUUAUACGACUUUGACACUUUUUCGUGAUGAUAUAAUAAAAAUGUAGAGUUUACUUCACUCUGAUUCUGCUGUAUUCUAAUUUUGCUUAUGAAUUACCUGAAGAUUAAAUAAUUCCUGUCUAUGUCUACACUAAUCUCUAAUUGAGCUGAACCUAAUCCAAUUCGAGUUCUAUACAAUCAUUACCCCACAUAUUAUUAAAGGUUUUAUUAACAUAUUUUCUACGCUAUACAAUUACAAUUUACGGUCGGUGAAAUGUAGAUGUAGUUAGAUUAUAUGAUGUUGAUGCCGACGAAUUGCAUUGAGGUACUGCGUGUAUGUUCCUGGAUUGUUCUAGUUCUUCCUCGUUGUUCACCGGAGCUAUCCUUGGUUUAUGAUGUUUCCCAUAAUUGGGCCUCCCCCCAGUUUUCACUGUUUACCGCAUCACUGGUUCGUGGGUGAGGUGCUUCAUAGGACUUAUGGCUUGUCUAUCAUACACCUGUGUUGGCCAAGUAUGGCUGGGGACUUAUAAUUCAAAUUUUUUUCUCAGUGAAAAUUAAAAAAUGGCACAGAAAAAUACAAAAUCCUGCGCCAUUUGAAAAAAUAUCGUUUGAAAGAGAGAGAGUCUUUUCUCUAGGGUCUCUCGUUUUAUUGUGCUCUCUUUUUCAAAAUGGCGCAGAAUUGUGUAUUUUCCUGCGCCAUUUUUUGGUUUUCACUGAGAAAAAAAUAUUUUUGAAAAAAAAAUGAAGUAUAAGUCUCCAGCCAUAAGUGAUGAUGGGCCUAGUCAACGUGCUCCCAACACUACCCAUUCCUCAAUGCGCCUGGGUUGGGCGGAGGCGGGGGCCGAACCAAGGUCCUUCCGACUAGCAAGUGGCGCCGUAACCACUGCGCUACCCUGCUGUGUUCUAAUUUUGCUUAUGCAUUGCCUGAAGCUUAAAUAAGUCCUGUCUAUGUCCACACUAAUCUCUAAUUGAGCUAAACCUAGUCCAAUUCGAGUCCUAUACAAUUAUUACCCCACAUAUUGCGUUAUGUUUACCCCGCCAAACCAGUUAUAAUUUAUAUUUAGACCGUGUUCGAGUGAAAGCGUUUAAUGCACCAUUCCAAAUGCUUGCUACAAGAAAUCAAAAUGGAAAAUUAAUUAUUUUCAACAAUCACCCAAUUUCAAAUUCAUCAAUGAUGUCAUAUCCAGUUCCAGUCGUAGAAUUAAGCGACUUUUGCAAUUGGUUUUCUCAAUUACAAAUGGCUAACCCAGUAAUUCCAUUAAUUAACGUUAAAACUGGUGUAACCGAACAUUUAAAUUAUUGUUCAACGAAUCAAGCAUAUGACUUUUUACAAAUAAAUAACAUUUAACUUUACCUUAUUUGACAUAGCGAAAUAAAUGUCAAAGCCUUGUUGUUCAUUUUAAAUUAUCAGUCUUUCCGGAAAAGAAAUAGAGGUCUGCACAGUGCAAUUCCUGAGAAAAUCACAGCCCAAUGCACAGUGCAAAUUCCUCCGCGAUCGUUUUCGACCCCAAGUGAUGAUUGAGAGUCUGCACAGUGCAAACCCCCAAUUGUCGCACCAUUCAAAUCGCGACAGCGUGUUGCAAAGCUUUGCACCUGCGACAUUGCGAUUCCUGUUGGGAUGUGUGGGUGCAAGCGACUGUCGCUGACCUUGUCGUUUGUCGCCCAAUUCUUGAUAUCAGUCUUUCCUUUUUGUCGCAACGCUCAAUACUCCAAUUUGUCCAAAAACAUAACACAAUCACAGAAAACGAUUCCAGAAGCCCAAAAACCUGAACGAACAAGAGCUCACGCAACUCAUCGAAGAAGUCAGAACCGUUGA